AUGGAGGAGGAGGCAGAGCGGAGGAGGCAGCCCCCGGUCAAGCCGGACCCAGAGGAGGAGGUGCAGCAGGAGAAACCACACAGGGAGAGGGAGCACCGAGAGAGGGAGCACCGCAGGGACAGGAGAGGAGGAGGAGGAGCAGACAGGCCUUCUCCCCAGCACCCUCAGCCCCAAUCAGACGACGACCUGGAGGAGGGGGAGGAGCUUGAUGAUCGUGACUGGGAGGACUCGUCAGAUGCCAGGCCAAACCCAAACCUGAAGCCCACGCUGCGGCCAAUCACGUCGGCCCCCUCGGUGUCGUCGGGCAGCGGCGGCGCCACGCCCAACUCCCCUGGCAACGAGUCUCCCUGCGGUAUCAUCAUCCCUCAUGAAAACUCUCCUGAAGCCCCGCCCACCGAGGAACAGCGGCCCAAGAUGGGCCUCAGUCUCAAACUGGGUGAGUUAGAACUAGAUUGAACUAGAUUGAACUAGAUGGGCCUCGGCCUCAAACUGGUGAGUUAGCGUUGUAUGUCUAGCUAUAUGUUGAACAUUUCACAUCUGUAUGUUGAAGGAUACUGAACUUUUUGAAAGUUACUAGUUAAGUCAUCAUCACUGUCUCUCAGCCUAACAUGCUGACCACACCGCUCGCGUUGUGAAAUAAAUGUACACAUACACGUUAUUCAAUCAUUGCAUCCAAACUGCUCGCGCGCGUCAACGAGCGUCUGCGUGGCCAGGUGCUAAAAUAUAACUUGGUUCUAUUUGUGACGCUUGACGCGCUGCAAGUCCCGCCUCUCCCAUCUAUCUCCUCAUUGGGUUUUAAGAGCAUCCACCCACGCGGGUGAUUGAAAGAUGAACUGUCCACCCUCCAGUCCAGUAGGUGGUGGUAAUGCCUCUUAAAGUUGAUAGCCAACCGCCAUAUAAAGUCCAGAGAAGAAGAAGAAGCCUGAAGGAGGAGAAAAUACUAGAAACUCGCUCGGUUUACCCUUUUAUCUGUGGAUUAAUUGUCAGAGUAGAGGACCGUGUGCAUUUCAGGUUAAAAAAAAAAACAACCCAAUGUUUAUAUCCCAGGACAAAUUAGUUAGCAACAGCAAGCUAGCUAGCUAAAUUGCCAUAAAUGUUUAAUGCUUUUCGACCUGUCCCCAAAUUUAUAUAGUUGGUUCAGAGUUCAUUUUGAUAUUUCAACCUGCGUGUUCUGAUCUCGUCUGGUGUGGGUGGACAAAAUCAGCAUGCCCGCGCCCGGUCUAGUCUCGUCUGGUGUGGGUGGACAAAAUCAGCAUGCCCGCUCCCGGUCUAGUCUCGUCUGGUGUGGGUGGACAAAAUCAGCAUGCCCGCGCCCGGUCUAGUCUGCAUGUAACCCUCUAGCUUUGUACCUUCAUUCUCUAUAACCCACUGUUUCACACUUCCUGAUUAUACACCUCCUAUUGGUCUCUCUCCUUCCCCACUAUAACCCACAGUUUCAUUCCAUCUCUCUUUCUCCUUCCCCACUAUAACCCUGUUUCAUUCCAUCUCUCUCUCUCCUUCCCCACUAUAACCCUGUUUCAUUCCAUCUCUCUCUCUCCUUCCCCACUAUAACCUCUCUCUCCUUCCCCACUAUAACCCUGUUUCAUUCCAUCUCUCUCUCCUUCCCCACUAUAACCCCGUUCAUUCCAUCUCUCCUCUCCUCCUUCCCCACUAUAACAGUUGUUUUCAUCCUCUCUCUCUCCUUCCUCCCCACUAUAACCCUGUUUCAUUCCAUCUCUCUCUCUCCUUCCCCACUCUAACCCCGUUUCAUUCCAUCUCUCUCUCCUUCCCCACUAUAACCCCGUUUCAUUCCAUCUCUCUCUCUCCUUCCCCACUAGAACCCUGUUUCAUUCCAUCUCUCCUCUCUCCUUCCCCACUAUAACCCUGUUUCAUUCCAUCUCUCUUUCUCCUUCCCCACUAUAACCCCACGUUUCAUUCCAUCCUCUCUCCCUUCCCCCACUAUAACCUCGUUUCAUUCCAUCUCUCUCUCUCUCCCCUUCCCCACUAUAAUCCACACCUGUUUUCAUCCUCCAUCUCUCUUCUCCUUCCCCACUAUAACCACUGUUUCAUUCCAUCUCUCUCUCUCCUUCCCCACUAUAACCCUGUUUCAUUCACUCUCUCUCUCCUUCCCCACUAUAACCUGUUUCAUUCCAUCUCUCUCUCCUUCCCCCUAUAACCCGUUUCAUCCAUCUCUCUCCUUCCCCACUAUAACCCGUUUCAUUCCAUCUCUCUCUCCUUCCCCACUAUAACCCGUUUUCAUUCCAUCUCUCUCUCUCCUUCCCCACUAAAACCCCUGUUUAAUUCACAUCUCUCUCUCUCCUUCCCCACUAUAACCCUGUUUCAUUCCAUCUCUCUCUCUCCUUCCCCACUAUAACCCUGUUUCAUUCCAUCUCUCUCUCUCCUUCCCCCACUAUAACCCUGUUUCAUUCCAUCUCUCUCUCUCCUUCCCCACUAUAACCCUGUUUCAUUCCAUCUCUCUCUCUCCUUCCCCACUAUAACCCCGUUUCAUUCCAUCUCUCUCUCCUUCCCCACUAAACCUCUCUCUCCUUCCCCACUAUAACCCUGUUUACAUACCCCAUCCAUCUCUCUCUCCUUCCCCACUAUAACCCGUUUCAUUCCAUCCUCUCUCCUUCCCACUAUAACCCUAGUUUCAUUCCAUCUCUCUCUCCUUCCCCACUAUAACCCUGUUUCAUUCCAUCUCUCUCUCUCCUUCCCCACUAUAACCUGUUUCAUUCCAUCUCUCUCUCCUUCCCCACUAUAACCUCUCUCUCCUUCCCCACUAUAACCCUGUUUCAUUCCAUCUCUCUCUCCUUCCCCACUAUAAACCCCGUUUAUUCAUUCUCUCUCCUCCCCAUCCCUCCCUUCCCCACAUAACCCUUGUUUCAUUCCAUCUCUCUCUCCUUCCCCACUAUAACCCUGUUUCAUUCCAUCUCUCUCUCCUUCCCCACUAUAAACCCCAUUUCAUUCAUCUCUCUCUCCUUCCCCACUAUAACCCUGUUCAUUCCAUCUCUCUCUCUCCUUCCCCACUAUAAACCCUGUAUUCAUUCCUCUCCCACUAUAACUCUCUCCCUUCCCCACAUAACCUGUUUUCAUUCCAUCUCUCUCUCCUUCCCCACUAUAACCCCGUUUCAUUCCAUCUCUCUCUCUCCUUCCCCACUAUAACACUGUUUCAUUCCAUCUCUCUCUCCUUCCCCACUAUAACCCUGUUUCAUUCCAUCUCUCUCUCUCCUUCCCCACUUAACCCGUUUUCAUUCCAUCUCUCUCUCCUUUCCCCACUAUAACCCUGUUUCAUUCCAUCUCUCUCUCUCCUUCCCCACUAUAACCCUGUUUCAUUCCAUCUCCUCUCUCCUUCCCCACUAUAACCCUGUUCAUUUCCAUCUCUCUUCUCCUUCCCCACUAUAACCCGUUUCAUUCCAUCUCUCUCUCCUUCCCCACUAUAACCUCGUUCAUUCCAUCUCUCUCUCUCCUUCCCCACUAUAUCCACUGUUCAUUCCAUCUCUCUCUCUCCUUCCCCACUAUAACCCUGUUUCAUUCCAUCUCUCUCAUCUCCUUCCCCACUAUAACCCUGUUUCAUUCCAUCUCUCUCUCCUCCUUCCCCACUAAACCCUGUUUCAUUCCAUCUCUCCUCUCCUUCCCCCCUAUAACCCGUUUCAUUCCAUCUCUCUCCUCCUUCCCCCCUAUAACCCCGUUUCAUCCAUCUCUCUCUCCUUCCCCCUAUAACCCUCGUUCAUUCCAUCUCUCUCUCUCCUUCCCCACUAUAACCCUGUUUCAUUCCAUCUCUCUCUCUCCUUCCCCACUAUAACCCUGUUUCAUUCCAUCUCUCUCUCUCCUUCCCCACUAUAACCCUGUUUCAUUCCAUCUCUCCUCUCUCCUUCCCCACUAUAACCCUGUUUCAUUCCAUCUCUCUCUCUCCUUCCCCACUAUAACCCUGUUUCAUUCCAUCUCUCUCUCCUUCCCCACUAUAACCCCGUUUCAUUCCAUCUCUCUCUCUCCUUCCCCACUAUAACAUUGUUUCAUUCCAUCUCUCUCUCCUCUAACCUUUCCUCCACUAUAACCCUGUUUCAUUCCAUCUCUCUCUCCUUCCCCCACUAUAACCCCGUUUCAUUCCAUACUCUUCUCCUUCCCCACUAUAACAUGUUCAUUCAUCUCCUCUCCUUCCCCCACUAUAAACCCUGUUUCAUUCCAUCUCUCUCUCUCCUUCCCCACUAUAACCUGUUUCAUUCCAUCUCUCUCUCCUUCCCCACUAAAACCCCAUGUUUCAUUCCAUCUCUCUUCCUUCCCCACUAUAACCCGUUUCAUCCAUGCUCUCUCUUCCCCCACUAUAACCUCUCUCCUUCCCACUAUAACCCUGUUUCUUCCAUACCUCUCUCUCCUUCCCACUAUAACCCUGUUCAUUCCAUCUCUCUCUCUCUUCCCCCACUAUAACCCCUGUUUCAUUCCAUCAUCUCUCUCCUUCCCACUAUAACCCCGUUUCAUUCCAUCUCUUCUCUCCUUCCCCACUAUAACCCUGUUCAUCCAUCUCUCAUCUCUAUCCUCUCCUUCCCCACUAUAACCCCGUUUCAUUCCAUCUCUCUCUCUCCUUCCCCACUAUAACCCUGUUUCAUUCCAUCUCUCUCUCCUUCCCCACUAUAACCCGUUUCAUUCCAUUCUCUCUCUCCUCCCCACUAUAACCCUGUUUCAUCAUCCAUCUCUCUCUCCUCCUUCCCCACUAUAACCCUGUUUCAUUCCAUCUCUCUCUCUCCUUCCCCACUAUAACCCCUGUUUCAUUCCAUUCUCUCUCUCCUUCCCCACUUAUAACCCUGUUUCAUUCCAUCUCUCUCUCUCCUUCCCCACUAUAACCAUGUUCUCAUUCCAUCUCUCUCUCCUUCCCCACUAUAACCCUGUUUCAUUCCAUCUCUCUCUCUCCUUCCCCACUAUAACCCUGUUUCAUUCCAUCUCUCUCUCCUUCCCCACUAUAACCCCGUUUCAUUCCAUCUCUCUCUCCUUCCCCACUAUAACCCUGUUCAUUCCAUCUCUCUCUCCCUUCCCCACUAUAACCCUGUUUCAUUCCAUCUCUCUCUCUCCUUCCCCACUAUAACCUUGUUUCAUUCCAUCUCUCUCUCCUUCCCCACUAUAACCCUGUUUCAUUCCAUCUCUCUCUCUCCUUCCCCACUAUAACCCUGUUUUUCAUCUCUCACUCCCUUUCCAUCUCCUCUCCUUCCCCACUAUAACCCACUGUUUCAUUCCAUCUCUCUCUCUCCUUCCCCAUAAACCCUGUUUCAUUCCAUCUCUCUUCUCCUCCCCACUAUAACCCCGUUUCAUUCCAUCUCUCUCUCUCCUUCCCCACUAUAACCCUGUUUCAUUCCAUCUCUCUCUCUCUUCCCCACUAUAACCCACUGUUUCAUUCCAUCUCUCUCUCUCCUUCCCCACUAUAACCCCUGUUUCAUUCCAUCUCUCUCUCUCCUUCCCCACUAUAACCCGUUUCAUUCCAUCUCUCUCUCUCCUUCCCCACUAUAACCCUGUUUCAUUCAUCUCUCUCUCUCUCCCCACUAUAACCCACUGUUUCAUUCCAUCUCUCUCUCCCCUUCCCCACUAUAACCCACUGUUUCAUUCCAUCUCUCUCUCUCCUUCCCCACUAUAACCUUACCCUUCUCUUCCUCCAUAUCUCUCCUCUCCUUCCCCACUAUAACCCUGUUUCAUUCCAUCUCUCUCUCUCACUUCCCCACUAUAACCCUGUUUCAUUCCAUUCUCCUCUCUCCUUCCCCACUAUAACCCCCGUUUCAUUCCAUCCUCUCUCUCCUUCCCCACUAUACUCUCUCUCUCCUUCCCCACUAUAACCCUGUUUCAUUCCAUCUCUCUCUCUCCUUCCCCACUAUAACCCCUGUUUCAUUCCAUCUCUCUCUCUCCUUCCCCACUAUAACCCUGUUUCAUUCCAUCUCUCUCUCCUUCCCCACUAUACCCUGUUUCAUUCCAUCUCUCUCUCUCUCCUUCCCACUAUAAACCCUGUUUCAUUCCAUCUCCUCUCUCCUUCCCCACUAUAACCCACUGUUAUUCCAUCUCUCUCUCUCUUCCCCACUAUAACCCACUGUUUCAUUCCAUCUCUCUCUUCUCUUCCCCACUAUAACCCCGUUUCAUUCCAUCUCUCUCCUUCCCCAUAAACCUCUUCUCCUUCCCACUAUAAACCCUGUUUCAUUCCAUCUCUCUCUCCUCCUUCCCCACUAUAACCCCGUUUCAUUCCAUCUCUCUCUCUCCUUUCCCACUAUAAACCCUGUUUCAUUCCAUCUCUCUCUCUCCUUCCCCACUAUAACCCACUGUUUCAUUCCAUCUCUCUCUCUCCUUCCCCACUAUAACGCUGUUUUCUUCCAUCUCUCUCUCUCCUUCCCCACUAUAACCCUGUUCAUUCCAUCUCUCUCUCUCCUUCCCCCACUAAACCCUGUUUCAUUCCAUCUCUCUCUCUCUUCCCCACUAUAACCCACUGUUUCAUUCCAUCUCUCUCUCUCCUUCCCCACUAUAACCCCACUGUUUCAUUCCAUCUCUCUCUCUCCUUCCCACUAUAACCCGUUUCAUUCCAUCUCUCUCUCUCCUUCCCCCCUAUAACCCCUGUUUCAUUCCAUCUCUCUCUUCCUUCCCCACUAUAACCCUGUUUCAUUCCAUUCUCUCUCUCCUUCCCCAUAUAACCUGUUUCAUUCAUCUCUCCCUUCCCCACUAUAACCCUGUUUCAUUCCAUCUCUCUCUCUCCUUCCCCACUAUAACCCUGUUCAUUCCAUCUCUCUCUCUCUCUUCCCCACUAUAACCCCGUUCAUUCCAUCUCUCUCUCUCCUUCCCCGCUAUAACCCACUGUUUCAUUCCAUCUCUCUCUCUCCUUCCCCACUAUUAAACCCCCGUUUCAUUCAUCUCUCUCUCUCCUUCCCCACUAUAACCCUGUUUCAUUCCAUCUCUCUCUCUCCUUCCCCACUAUAACCCACUGUUUCAUUCCAUCUCUCUCUCUCCUUCCCCACUAUAACCCUGUUUCAUUCCAUCUCUCUCUCUCCUUCCCCACUAUAACCCACUGUUUCAUUCCAUCUCUCUCUCCUUCCCCACUAUAACCCUGUUUCAUUCCAUCUCUCUCUCUCCUUCCCCACUAUAACCCACUGUUUCAUUCCAUCUCUCUCUCUCCUUCCCCACUAUAACCCACUGUUUCAUUCCAUCUCUCUCUCUCUCCUUCCCCACUAUAACCCCGUUUCAUUCCAUCUCUCUCUCUCCUUCCCCACUAUAACCCUGUUUCAUUCCAUCUCUCUCUCUCCUUCCCCACUAUAACCCACUGUUUCAUUCCAUCUCUCUCUCUCCUUCCCCCACUAUAACCCACUGUUUCAUUCCAUCUCUCUCUCUCUCCUUCCCCACUAUAACCCCGUUUCAUUCCAUCUCUCUCUCUCCUUCCCCGCUAUAACCCACUGUUUCAUUCCAUCUCUCUCUCUCCUUCCCCCCUAUAACCCCGUUUCAUUCCAUCUCUCUCCUUCCCCAGGCGCUGGCGCCAGCCCCAACCACCAGAUCCACACUGGGAGUAAACGUAAGAAACUCGCCAACGCCGACAGCGUCUUCAACAUGUUUGGAGAGGAGGAGGCCGACGAGGCUCCCCGUAAACGUAAGCUGGUUCCGCUGGACUACGGUGAGGAGGAUAAGGGUCUGGGUCUGGACGGGGCGGAGGGACCCGGAGGGAAAGGAGAGGAGAAACGGAAACACAUCAGGAGUCUCAUUGAGAAGAUCCCUACGGCCAGACCUGAUCUGUUCAACUACCCUCUGGACUGGACCGCCGUGGACUCGGUAAGGAGGACGAGGAGGGGGCAGUGGAGGGACCCGUAGGACCUGGUCUUAUGGGUAGAUUACUGGGAUUUACAUCAACAUAAUGUACUUGAUUUAAAAAGGGUCAGAUCGCCGUGGACUCGGUAAGGGGGACGAGGAGGGGCAGUGGAGGGACCGUAGGACCUGGUCUUAUGGGUAGAUCACUGGGAUUUACAUCAACAUAAUGUACUUGAUUUAAAAAGGGUCAGAUCGCCGUGGACUCGGUAAGGAGGACGAGGAGGGGGCAGUGGAGGGACCGUAGGACCUGGUCUUAUGGGUAGAUCACUGGGAUUUACAUCAACAUAAUGUACUUGAUUUAAAAAGGGUCAGAUCGCCGUGGACUCGGUAAGGGGGACGAGGAGGGGCAGUGGAGGGACCGUAGGACCUGGUCUUAUGGGUAGAUCACUGGGAUUUACAUCAACAUAAUGUACUUGAUUUAAAAAGGGUCAGAUCGCCGUGGACUCGGUAAGGAGGACGAGGAGGGGGCAGUGGAGGGACCGUAGGACCUGGUCUUAUGGGUAGAUCACUGGGAUUUACAUCAACAUAAUGUACUUGAUUUAAAAAGGGUCAGACCGCCGUGGACUCGGUAAGGAGGACGAGGAGGGGGCAGUGGAGGGACCGUAGGACCUGGUCUUAUGGGUAGAUCACUGGGAUUUACAUCAACAUAAUGUACUUGAUUUAAAAAGGGUCAGACCGCCGUGGACUCGGUAAGGAGGACGAGGAGGGGGCAGUGGAGGGACCGUAGGACCUGGUCUUAUGGGUAGAUCACUGGGAUUUACAUCAACAUAAUGUACUUGAUUUAAAAAGGGUCAGACCGCUGUGGACUCGGUAAGGGGGAUGAGGAGGUGGCCCAUAGCCCUUGUGUGGAACCUCCCGAGUGGCGCAGUGGUCUAAGGCCCUGCAUCGCAGUGCUAGCUGUGCCACUAGAGAUCCUGGUUCGAGUCCAGGCUCUGUCGCAGCCGGCCGCGACCGGGAGACCCAUGGGGCGGCGCACAAUUGGUCCAGCGUCGUCCAGGGUAGGGGAGGGUUUGGCCGGCAGGGAUGUGGGUUGGUUUCCCACGGGGGGCCAGUAUGAAAAAAAAAAAAAAAUAUAUAUAUAUGUAUCCACUCACUAACUGUAAGUCGCUCUGGAUAAGAGCGUCUGCUAAAUGACUCAAAUGUAAAAUGUGUGGGUCAGUUGGAAGGAACGUGGCGAUGGCAACGCUAAGGAAUGGGUUGAAUUCCUGCAGUCCCAUGGGUCCUGGUCCUCUGUGGACAGCUGGGAUUAAAAAUCAACGUCAUCUACUCUUAACACAUUUGGUCAACUGGAAAUUGAAAGCUGUGUGGAAGAACUAGCCAUUCUCUGAUAACAUCACAGCAUGUCUGAAACUCUCGUUCUUCCCGUCUCAGACUCUGAUGGAGCGUCGCAUCAGGCCCUGGAUCAACAAGAAGAUCAUAGAGUACAUCGGAGAGGAGGAAGCUACGCUAGUCGACUUUGUCUGUUCUAAGGUUAGUUAGUUAGUUAGUUAGUUAGUUAGUUAGUUAGUUAGAGUAACUGAUUUAGUGGGAGAGAAAAGCAUGACUGUCUUGUGGAAGGAUGACAUUGGUUUCCUUCCCCUGUAAGAAGUCUAUAGACAAGGUAUGACAGCGACGCAUGUUUUUCGUUUAGUUUACCUGGUCACUGUUUCAAACACUAACUUUUUAGCAUUUGUGGCACAAAUCCAAUGUAGCUAUACACUGAGUGCACAAAACAUUAGGAACACCUUACGUCGGGGCGUGGACUCUACAAGGUGUCGAACGCGUUCCACAGGGAUGCUGGCACCAUGUUGACUCCAAUGCUUCCCACGGUUGUGUCAAGUUGGCUGGAUGUCCUUUGGGCGGUGGACCAUUCUUGAUACACACGGGAAACUGUUGAGCGUGGAAAAACCCAGCAGCGUUGCAGUUCUUGACACAAACCGGUGCGCCUGGCACCUACUACCAAACCCUGUUCAAAGGCACUUACAUUUUUUGUCUUGCCCAUUCACCCUCUGAAUGGCACACAUACACAAUCCAUGUCUCAAGGCUUAAAACUCCUUCUUUAACCUGUCCCCUCCCCUUCAUCUACACUGAUUUUGAAGUGGAUUUAACAAGUGACAUCAAUAAGGGAUCAUAGCUUUCACCUGGAUUCACCUGGUCAGUCUGUGUCAUGGAAAGAGCAGGUGUUCCUAAUGUUUUGUACACUCAGUGUAUGUUUGUCAAUGGUACCAAUAUGUCCUACUCUAACUUAAAGCUUGCGUUUUAUAAUGCAUCGUAAGACAUGUCAUAAGCAUGUAACUAAGUUUCCACUGUAGUAUUCUGUUCUUCACAUUGGACCAUGGAGAUAAUGACGGGACACUGUAUUGAGGACCCGUUGUCUCUGGGUGUGACUUAUUCCCCGCGGUAGGCAGAGUGUUGAGGUCUUUCACGGUGUUUUACCAGCUUGUUCUCUCUCCUCAGGUGAUGUCUCACGGCACACCGCAGGGGAUCUUGGAUGAUGUUGCUAUGGUGAGUUAUAUAAUAGAUCAUGAUUAAACAUGGCCAUAGGAACAAUCUUACAGGCUUAACCAGUUUGCAGAUCAUGUUUUAUUUUAUUUUUUUAUUUUAUUUUAUUUAACCUUUUAUUUAACUAGGCAAGGCAAUUAAGAACAAAUUCUUAUUUACAAUGAUUAAAUGUAAGCCUACAUUUGAGUUAGUUAUAAGUCUAAGUUUGUUCUCGUCAACAGCGUCAUAAAAAGUAGUACAACAACGUGUGAGAGACAGACCACUAACUAACUGAUGUGUCGACCUGCAGGUUCUGGACGAGGAGGCAGAGGUGUUCAUAGUUAAAAUGUGGAGGCUGUUGAUCUACGAAACGGAGGCCAAGAAGAUUGGUCUGGGGAAAUGA
This is a messenger RNA of Coregonus sp. 'balchen', 10657 nucleotides long. NCBI's taxonomy places the organism in Eukaryota, Metazoa, Chordata, Actinopteri, Salmoniformes, Salmonidae. The record is from the annotation of a GenBank genome assembly.